This is a messenger RNA of Populus nigra (black poplar), 3190 nucleotides long. RefSeq lists its product as uncharacterized. The transcript is spliced from 4 exons. Lineage: Eukaryota; Viridiplantae; Streptophyta; Magnoliopsida; Malpighiales; Salicaceae. The record is from RefSeq and is a predicted model, not a curated record. The coding region runs from base 960 to 2648 and encodes 562 amino acids.
CGUUCUUGCGUGUAACUUCCGUAGACAAACAAAAGAAAUAAAAGGAAACCCCUCUUUCUCUAUUAGAAGAGAGCAACAACAGUAGCAGAAACAGAGAAAAAACCAAGACAGAAACACGAAAAAAGAUCAAAUUCUUUCAUUGUUUCUGUUCACGAAAUUCUAUAAAGAAAGCGAAAGAUCUUGUUCCUCUACAAUAAUGUUCUGUUUGUUGUAGCGGACAAGGGUUUUGAUUCAAGAGCAAGUCAGGGAAUGAGCUGUCUUUCAAGUGGUUGGAGUUGUGGAUUACACAAUUAUUGCCUAUCGUUAAUUUGAAAUUGCAUGGAGUGGUAUUGUUGAGCAUUGCUUGUUUUUGGGCAUGGAAGAGGAUUGCGCAUUUAGGAUUGUCUGGAAGUGAUCAAGAAUUACUUUUUUUUGUUGUAUUGGAGGGUAAAGGUUUCUGGGUUUUUGGCUGUUUUAUGCUUGAUCUUGAACUUGGGAAUGAUUUGUGCGUUAGGGUUUCCUUUCAAGGGUAAGGAGGUUAUGGUUCUUUAUUGCCACAGAAGGCAACGCUGAAGAUCGGAUUUCAGUGGACAAUUUCAUUUCUCUAGAGACCUUGAGGUUUAACAUAAUUUGAGUAAAGUUGUUCAUCAAGAAGGAAAACAUUUCAAGGUUACUUUUGCAACUGAGUUUUUGUAGAAUUAUUGCAGUAGAGCGUAAUAUACUAGAAGAUUUGAUCGAGUGGAUUAGUUUGAGCUUUGUUAUUGAAGGGGAUUUUGGUGGAUUUGGAACUCGUGGCUGUUGGAUGUGAUAUACAACUUCAUGGGGAAGUGUUGAACCUGGUAAUGAAUGUGGGGACAUGGUGUAUGGACAGGAGCAUAGUUACUGGUCCAUUCCCUUUUCAGAACAGUGCUUUUGGAAAGUAAUUCGAUCAUUUUCUUUGGUGAAAGGCGUCACUGUUUUGUGUUUUGGGAUUCUGUUCAAUGUCGCGUUGCUUUCCAUUUCCACCACCAGGAUAUGAAAAGAAGGUUAGAAGUGAUGAUGUUGACCUACUAGAAAAGGAGAAGGACAAAGAAAAGAAGCACAAGAAGGAGAAGAAAGAUAGAGAAAAAAGAGAAGAUAUAGAAAAGAGGGAGAAAGAUAGGAGCGAAGAAAAGCAUAGGGAUAAGAAAAACAAAAAGGAAAAGCAUAGAGAGAAAAAGGACAGAGAUAAGGAUAAGGAAAAAAGUAGUGCCUCAGAUGAAAAGAGACUUCCGGGGCAAGCUAAGCUUGACAAUGGUGGAGAUAAAGCCUCAGGUGAAGGGAAACUUCCUCGGCAAUCUAAGCAUAUCAAUGGAGAUAAAGCCUUGGAUGGCUGGAAAUUUGGAGAGAAAUCUGAUGGUAAUGGUGGGGAGGUGUGCACUCAGAAGGGGAAGGAAAUUGAUGUGGAUAAAAAUAGUGUACCUAAUGACAAAAAAUUUGCUGGACAAUUAUCAGGUUACAACGGUCAGAAGCUAAUUCAAAACAGCACUUUGUUUCACCAACCUAAGGAAUCUAAAUUUGUCCAUGAGCUGGGCAAGAGAGCCAGAGCUGAAGACAGAAACCAGUUCUUUGAGAAGUUACCUGGUACAGAUGCAAAAAGGGAUGAGGGAAUGGUCAGACUGGUGGUGAAGGCCUCUGGAAAUUGGGUUGAAGAAAAAGAAAAGAACAAGCGAGAUGAUGAUACAAGGUUGGAUGGGCAUGGAAUCAGGGAUGAGGCAAGAUUUACUGGAAGUGUUCAGAGCCUUUCUGGAACAUUUCUGGCUAGAAUUGAUGGAAUGCUCAGACCACUGGAGAAAGACAUUGAGAAGAAGAUGGAAGAGAAAUAUCAGACCAAGCAAAAGGAAACUGAUUAUAAACACAAGGAUAGACGGAAGGAUAAAGAGAAAAAAGGUAAAGAGAAGGAUAAAGUCAGUGUUAAGGUCAAGAAAAAGAAGGAGAAAGCAAAGGAGAAAAGUGAGCAUAAGAAGAAAGAUUCAGUUAAAUUGAAGGAAAGCAAUAUGUCUGACGUUGUAGGUAACCAUACUGUAAAAACCUCACAUCUUCUCAAGGAGAGCACUAAAAGUGCUGUCGAAGAAGUAAAUAUAAAGAAACGAAAGGACUCGGACAUGAAUGGAUUUUUGCAUGCUAAUGAUAUUAAGCCUAAUAAGUUGCCAAGGCCUACUUCUUCCUUGCCUCUAUCAGCUGAGAAUGGAAGAAUGUUGGGAACAUGCCAAAUUUCCACCGCAGUUAUAAAAGGUAGACAGGAGGCUGUCUAUACCGAAAAGGUGGGUAAUAAAGGACACCUGAUAAAUGGUUUGAUAGAAGCUCAAGCUCCAUCCAUCUCCUCAACAACUGAAUCACUACCUAUUUCUUUAACGAAGUCUUUAACAAAACCUUUGGAUUCAUCUGCACAAACUGAUCAAAUAGCUGAAGUGCCUAGGAAACAACCCCACCCAGAUUCCAAGUAUCUGCCUGAGGUGCUUACAGUACCCAAAAUGGAAGAGUGGUUAGAAUUUGAGGAUCAAGAAUGGCUAUUUCAGAGCACCAAUUCCCAAGCAAAGAAGCCCAAGGUUGGGUCAUCAGGGGUCGAUGAGACACCAAUGGUGUGGUCAGAAGCUCUGCAGAUUGAGAUGGCUGAUGUUUAUGCACUGCCAUACGUAAUGCCUUACUGAUGAUUUUGGCAAUUGGACACGGUUGCCUAUCAUGCACCAUCUAAUGUGAUGGACCCUCCAUAGGACCACACUGAGGAGAGGUAUUGCAGCAUCUUGGCCUUGAGUUGGUUAUUUGAUUAUCGAGCUGCAUGUUUCUUAUUCCUUGGACAGUGUAGUCUGCAACUGCCUCAGUUUCGUAGUGAAGCGCAUUCUUCAACUGCCUGAUUUUUGAAAGGGUGGUGAAUGCAAAUGAUCUCGGACACAGAAGUGCAUGCAGGAGCAAGCACAUAUACGAAGUUAUCAUUGAAGGGCAGGUUUUUACCUCCUGGAACAGAAUCACAAAUUCAUUUAGAAAAAGCAACUGAGCAGGGUUGCUUGGAAGAGAUGCAUAAGCUUGUGCAAUUUUAUUUUAUUUGCCUAAAGCCAAAGUUCUUUCUAGUUGAAAAUGUAAAAGAAAAUGGCUGUGGUCUUGGCAACUCCACAACAGUUUUGAUUUGUAGCAUGCAAGGCUUAUUUACAAGGAAUGUCAGAUAGAAGAAAAGGUAGUAGCAUUCAUUUAUUCA